Clarias gariepinus (North African catfish) is the source of this 495-nucleotide messenger RNA. Its product is annotated as CMRF35-like molecule 1. Bases 1 to 495 code for a protein of 164 amino acids. NCBI's taxonomy places the organism in Eukaryota, Metazoa, Chordata, Actinopteri, Siluriformes, Clariidae. The transcript is spliced from 5 exons. The record is from RefSeq and is a predicted model, not a curated record.
AUGGAGAUGGUCCUCAUCUUCACCUUCUCUCUAAUUCUAGCUGGUACUGAUGCUGUAACUACAGUAACUGGAUACAGAGGACGAUCAGUUCAGGUUAAAUGUCCCUACACAUCUCGAUAUGAAGAUUACAACAAGUAUCUCUGCAGAGGUAAAUGCCCCACCUGGGACCUUAAAGACGUUCCUGUUCAGUCUGGAUCUCCUGUUAAAGACCCCAGAUUCUCUCUGUAUGACGACACAACUGCCAAAGUCUUCACCGUCACCAUCACUGAUCUGAGACCAGAGGACGGAGGAACUUACUGGUGUGGGAUAGAUAAGACAGGGCGUGAUAUUUACACAGAGAUUCUACUGCUGGUUAAAAUGGAUGUUCUUACCACGACUACUGUCUCAUACACCACACACUCCACUUUAACACACUCCAUGAGUACAUCAGUGCAUGCUGAGAGAACACACUCAUCAUCAGGCUCUGAAACAGAGACACACACAGAGCCUCCCUGA